ACUCAGUUUGGCGUGCUCGUUCCCUCUUUUCCACACAACUCGUCAUUAUCCAUCCACACAAUCCUGAUUUUUAUUUUCUAACUUAAAAUUUACUGAAAUUUAAUAUAAAACAUGGAGGUCGACGACAAUCCACCCAUUGAUGACCCAUCUCCAUCAACAACUCAAGCUGCUCUUAUUGAACCGCAAGAUUUGGCAAAUGUUUUCGACAUUCCGUUACAAACAAUUACAACACAAUUUGAAACUUUGAAAGUGGAAAAACAGCGGCUUCAAGAGGAAAGUAAAACCAUAUUAGAAAAUUUCGGGGGUCUGGAUGAAUUUCAUGAUAGAAGUCUGGAUAUCCAAUCUAGAAGGGAAUAUAGGAAGAAAAAGAAAGAAAUUGAAGUAAAAAAUGAUGCAUUCUACGUUAUUCAAUUUAUCCAUGCAGAGAGAAACGACAGUGUGAAAGGUCAAGCAGAGAAAUUUCGUGAAACACUGAAGACUCUAAAAGAUAAGCUCGACAAAGAAUUUAAGCAAAUGUUCGAAAAGCUAGAUGAAGAAAUCACGAAAGAUUUAAAUGAUCGUCAUCCUAAUUAAUAUCAUUAAAUCACCAGAUGAAUUGGUUUAUUUUUUCGGUAUGAACAUUGGCCUUAUAUUUAUUCUUAUUUAUAAAUUUUCAAAAUUACCGUAAUUUGAAAUAAAAUUGUUUUGUCACUCCCUAUUACAUUA
Messenger RNA from Folsomia candida, 705 nucleotides. RefSeq lists its product as uncharacterized. The record is from RefSeq and is a predicted model, not a curated record. The transcript has 4 exons. The coding region runs from base 112 to 573 and encodes 153 amino acids. NCBI's taxonomy places the organism in Eukaryota, Metazoa, Arthropoda, Collembola, Entomobryomorpha, Isotomidae.